Messenger RNA from Bathycoccus prasinos, 1659 nucleotides. Its product is annotated as ResB family protein. Bases 1 to 1659 code for a protein of 552 amino acids. NCBI's taxonomy places the organism in Eukaryota, Viridiplantae, Chlorophyta, Mamiellophyceae, Mamiellales, Bathycoccaceae. The record is from RefSeq and is a predicted model, not a curated record. The transcript has a single exon.
AUGACGAAUAAAACUACGACCAUAAGAAAGAAGAAGUUGCGAGGAGGACGCGUUGUUGUCGCCGCGAACGGUGGUGACAACGAGAAGAAUAAAGCGCCCGAACCGACGAUUCGCGGGACGAAUACGACGCGAACGAAAGAAGAAGAAGACCGAGCGUUUAACGAGUUCCUAAUGGGCGAUAUAAAAAAGACGUUUAAGAAGGCGUUGAAGCGAGUGUCUUCGCUACCGUUAGCAAUUUCGGAGUUUGGCGCCAUCGCGGGGUUCUCGGCUUUAGGGACCGUCAUCGAACAGAAUAAAAGUUACGCGUGGUACGUGGAAAAUUAUCCAGUCGGCGAGGACGCGCCGCUUUUCGGUCUGUUGGAUUUUACAUUCAUUUUGAAUAGCGGGUUAGACCACGUGUAUACGACGUGGUAUUUCUUAUCGCUACUAUCGUUGUUGGCGGUUUCGUUGACGGCGUGUACGGCGACAAAACAGUUACCGGUGUGGCGAGUCGCCGCAAAGUGGAAGUUUAUCAAGAAACCGAAAUUUUUAGUCAACUCGAAAACCAUGGACGAACGAGAGAGCGUGAAAGAUGCGAGCGUGAUAGAUUUAGCGAACAGCUUAGCCGAACGAGGGUACCAAGUUUUCUUGAGAGAGGAAGAUAAAGAGCAAUAUUUAUACGCGUUUAAAGGUUUGAUUGGGCGAUUGGCGCCGAUUGGUGUUCACUUCGCGCUUCUGUUAACGUUAGGCGGGUGCGCGUAUAGCGCAUUAGGCGGCCUCGGUGGAUCUAUCAUGGCACCGGAAGAUACCAGUUUUACCAUUGCGGACGGGUUAACCAGAGGAUCACCGUUAUCGAAAGUCCCGAAAUUCGCGAAAACGAAUCAAGUUUUCGUGAAGGAUUUCACCAUCGAUUAUUUACCGAGCGGUCAAGUCAGUCAAUUUUAUUCCAACUUAUCCGUCAUUGACGAGAAAGGCAACGAGGUGGAUAACAAAGUGAUAUCAGUGAACGUGCCUUUACGUUACGGAGGCGUGACUAUGUACCAAACGGAUUGGUCUAUGAGUUCAAUGAGAGUCACGGUUAUACCAAAACUCGAGGUGGACGCGACGAAUAGUGAUACUAAUAGCGAGAGCAGCAGUAGCAGUAAAAGCAGAAGUAGUAGUAGUAGUAGUAGUAGUAGUAGUAUUGGUAAACGAGAAGAGCUCGUGUUACCGAUGGCUAAUUUGGAAAACAAAGGCAAUUUCAAAGGGAAAAUCUGGGGUACUUUCCUCCCUAUCGGCGACGACGCCGACGCGAGCGAAAACAAAAAAGGCAUCUCCCUCGUCGCGCGAGACUUCCAAUCCGUCGCCAUUUACGACUCCAAAGGCGCCUUCGUCGGCGUUCGACGACCAACCUCCAAAAAACCAAUCGAUGUGGACAACAUCUCCUUAGUCGUCGAAGAAAUAUCCGGCGCGACUGGCUUAGAAUUGAAAACCGACCCGGGCGUCCCUUUCGUCUACGCCGGUUUCGCCGGAUUACUCGUCACCUCCUUCCUCUCCUUACUGAGUCACUCUCAAGUUUGGGGAGUCCAAAAGAACGACGGGAAUAAAGUCUUAUACGUCAGUGGAACGAGUAACCGUGGCAAGGAGGAAUUUCGAGUCGAAUUUGACCAAGUUUUGGACGAGUUACCCGAGUACAUUUAA